AUGUCACAAGUCACAACCACUUACUCCUUUGAUGCCCCCACGGACUACAUCAAUUUCACAUCUUUGAAUGAUGAAGAAGAUAGCCAAAACAUAGAUUCCUGGUUUGAGGAGAAGGCUAGUUUGGAGAAUAAGUUUCUUGGGAAGAAUGGAACAGGAGGACUUUUUCAGGGUAAAACUCCUCUGAGGAAGAGUAAUCGACGGCAAGAUAAUGUCACACCUUUGAGACCAGUUGACAACACUUAUUACAAAGAGUCAGAAAAAGAAAAUCAGUUGGAACAAUCUAUUCCAUCAUAUGCUUCUUCUUCCCUGGAAGUUGAGGGAACGACAUCAAGCAAUACUCCAGCCCAUCAACAGAGGAAAUCUAUUAGGCUUUCUGCUCAGAAGGAUCUGGAACAAAAACACCUUGUACAGUUGAAAGCCAAGAGAUGUGCCACUUCUGUAGGCUCUAGUGAAAUUCCACCCUCCAAGAAGAUGAAAGUUUCUAGCAACAAAAAGAAGCCAGGGGAAGCAGGAAGUGCUCAUCAAGUUACUCCACACAGAGCCAAGAGCAGACAUACUGUGCCUUGUACACCACCUGUAAGUACUCAGCCUAUUGGGUUUGACUUGGAAAUUGAGAAAAGAAUCCAGGAGCGAGAGUCAAAGAAGAAAUCAGAGGAAGAACACUUUGAAUUUCAUUCCAGACCGUGUCCUACCAAGAUCUUGGAAGAUGUUGUGGGUGUUCCUGAAAAGAAGGUGCUUCCGAUCACCAUCCCCAAGUCCCCAGCCUUUUCUUUGAAGAACAGAGUUCGAGUGUUCACCAAAGAAGAAGAGGAAGAGGAGGAGGCAGUAGUAAUAAAAGCACAGCCUGUGCCACAUUUUGGGGUACCUUUUAAGCCCCAAAUUCCAGAGGCAAGAACAAUAGAAGUAUGCCCUUUCUCCUUUGAUUCUCGGGAUAAAGAACGUCAACUACUGAAAGAGAAGAAGAUAAAAGAACUGCAGAAAGGGGAGAUGCCCAAGUUCAAAGCACUUCCUUUGCCCCAUUUUGACACCAUUAACUUGCCAGAAAAGAAGGUGAAAACAGCAACUCAGAUCGAACCUUUCUGUUUGGAGACUGACAAGAGAGGUGCUCUGAAGAUGCAGACUUGGAAGCAUCAGUUGGCGGAAGAACUGAAACAGCAGAAAGAAGCAGCCUGCUUCAAGGCUCGUCCGAACACUGUCAUCUCCCAGGAGCCCUUUGUACCCAAGAAAGAGAAAAAAACAGUUGCUGAUGGCCUUGCUGGUUCUCUAGUUCAGGAACCAUUUCAGCUGGCCACUGAGAAGAGAGCCCAGGAGCGGCAGGAGCUAGAGAAGAAAAUGGCUGAGGUAGAAGCCCAGAAAAUCCAGCAAUUGGAGGAGGUCAGACAACGAGAGGAAGAGCAGAAGAAGGAGGAACUUGCCCAGCUACGGAAAGAACUGGUACACAAAGCUAAUCCAAUACGUAAGUAUCAGACAGUGGAGGUUAAAUCAAGUGACCAGCCUUUGACUGUGCCUGUGUCUCCCAAGUUCUCCACGCGAUUCCACUGCUGA
Chrysochloris asiatica (Cape golden mole) is the source of this 1545-nucleotide messenger RNA. It is a transcript of the gene TPX2, whose product is annotated as TPX2, microtubule-associated. The record is from RefSeq and is a predicted model, not a curated record. The transcript has 12 exons. NCBI's taxonomy places the organism in Eukaryota, Metazoa, Chordata, Mammalia, Afrosoricida, Chrysochloridae. Gene Ontology annotation, cellular component: microtubule; spindle. Bases 1 to 1545 code for a protein of 514 amino acids. Gene Ontology annotation, biological process: regulation of mitotic spindle organization; activation of protein kinase activity.